Mya arenaria is the source of this 2965-nucleotide messenger RNA. RefSeq names its product solute carrier organic anion transporter family member 2A1-like. Gene Ontology annotation, biological process: sodium-independent organic anion transport; transmembrane transport. The record is from RefSeq and is a predicted model, not a curated record. NCBI's taxonomy places the organism in Eukaryota, Metazoa, Mollusca, Bivalvia, Myida, Myidae. Bases 191 to 2338 code for a protein of 715 amino acids. Gene Ontology annotation, molecular function: protein binding. Gene Ontology annotation, cellular component: membrane. The transcript has 14 exons.
UUCCUAAGUAGCUUUUUGGACUUAAAAGUCUUUGUAAGUAUACAUAUGACAUUUAGAUAUUGUCAUGGCUGGUGUCAUCUUUUACUAGUUUUCAGCAAGUAACCUUCUAACAGUUCGACAGUUCGGUGGAAAACACCAGUGACACAGGGCUUUCUUAACGGGUCAACCCCAACUCACCAAAUCCCUAAAAAUGAACGAAGAUAAGAAUGAUGACCAGAAAGACCCUCUGCACCCUGAAGAAGGUACAGCAGAGUUUGAAAUUCCUGAAGAUAUAGAGAACGACACGAAAUGUGGACUGGGUUCAUUUAAGCCAGAGUCAUUACAGGUGUUUGCCCGAAUUGGAGCCUUUGUUGGACUAUACAGCUUCUCUGGCCUGUUGACACAGACUUUGUCUACGUAUGUUAACUCACAGGUUUCAAUGCUGGAGAAACAGUUUGGCUUCAGCAGUGCAGAGACCGGAUUUUUGAUGAGCUGCAACGACAUUGGAUAUCUCCUCUGUGUUGUUUUCGCGGGUUACAUCGCAAGAAAGGUUCAUAUUCCCCGCGGUCUUGGAACCAGCACCAUUUUUUUCGGUGUAUGUGGUUUGAUGUGUGCGUUGCCCUACUUUAUCAGCGACAGAAGCACCUAUGCCUUAUCCGACCGCCAACCUAUGCCGGAUUCAAACAUCUCCGUGAAAUCAGUUGUAUCCAGUAGCAGUAAGGUACCGCUUUGUCUAAACAGCAGUGGAGUCGGCCAUUACGAUGCCCGUUGUGACGCACAGUCGUCAACAGCCGAAAGAACUGCUGGGCUACAAGAGUUAUACAUAAAGAAAGUGGCCUUCACUUUGAUCGCCGUUGGAAUGUUUUUCCAAGGAGUAGGGAAAUCGUGCCGGAUGCCUUUUGUAUCCAUAUAUAUUGACGAUGCCGUUGAAAAGCGAAAAACGGGUUUUUAUAUGGGAAUUUUAACUGGGACAGGAAUUUUCGGACCAGCCCUCGCGUACCUGCUUGGCGGACUGUUCAGCAAAAUAUAUGUCACUUUGGAAUCUGUUGAUAUAACGCCACGUGACCCUCGAUGGAUUGGAGCGUGGUGGCUGGGCUUUCUCGUGUUUGGCGGCUUUUCGCUACUAUUCAGUAUCCCAAUCAUGUGUUUCCCGCGCUAUUUGAAGUCGCAUAAACGGCGUGGGGAUUUACACACCAUUGCCAAAGAGAAGGCGUUGCAGAAGUUGGAAAAGAACUCUACCAGAGAGGCAAUUGUAAAGGAAGUCAAAGAAUUCCUCGCCGCUGUUCUACGCCUCCUUAAGAACCCGACGUAUCUCGUACUGACCUUGUCCACGGUUGUCAACCUAAUGGGCGUGGCUGGCGUACUCUCAUUUAUGCCAAAAUACCUGGCCUCCCAGUAUAGUGUCCCUGUCUGGCAGGCGAAUAUCAUUCUGUCUCUAAGCAGCAUUGCAGCUAUUUCUCUGGGGUCGUUCCUUGGUGGGAUUAUUACCCGCCGUAUUCCGAUGACUCCACUGACCACGAUCAAAAUGCUUCUCAUUUUCUACGCCGUGAACAUAUUGUGCAGUGCCUGUGGCUUCUUCCUCGGAUGUAAGCAACCGGUGCUGUUCGGUGAUAAUGCGCAGAUAUCCAGCGUCGUACCUCCUCCGUACAAACUAGUUCCUUCCCCCUGCGUGAGCGGGUGUGAGUGCAACGACCAGAAAUAUUUUCCGAUCUGCGGACAGGAUGGAAGGUCGUACUUCAGCCCCUGUCACGCGGGAUGCUCCGUCAAGGAUAAAAGUUCGUUGUUUAACUGCACAUGUAUUGAGGGAGGCCAGGCGGAGUCAGGCCUGUGUGACCAAGGAUGUUCUACCAACCUGUAUGUGUACGCGGCCUUUACCUUUGUCGGCAGUCUCUUCACAGCAUUGAAGAUUAUACCCACAUUCAUUGCUAAACUCAGGUGUGUGGAAGAGCGAGACAGAGCCGUAUCUACAGCCUUCUACGGAUUUUUAACAUCGGCCCUAGGAUGGAUGCCAGGGCCUGUUGUAUUUGGCGCCAUUAUUGACGGCACUUGCACUUUGUGGAAGUACACGUGCGGAGAACGCCAAUCGUGCUUGCUGUACGAUAUUGUCUUCUUCCGGAACGCCGUCCAUGGUUACCGUAUCAUAGCGUCGGCCCUGGCAAUGAUCAUCUUGUCGUCAUUAAUUUUCUACUUCCGGUACAAGGGUCAUGAUGAUUGGGGAGAUGGAAUGAGGAGGGAGAUUGAAAAGCGAGAGGUCAAACUCAAUGUUCAGGGCGCAAAACCGAAUGGAAAUGGAAAUGAAAAUAUAAUUGCUCAGAAGAAAGACGUUGAGAAAGACACGCUUUCAGAGGAUGGAAAUUGAAACUAAACUAAUCGAAACUGUGAAUGUAUACAACUAAGACUGAUAACUUGUGUUUCAAAAUGGUUGUCGAGGAAAUAUCUACUUACCAUAGCUUUGUACAGGAUAUUGAGUGUUAAAAUAUUUGUUUUGUUAUCAUGUUCUUUAUUUUCGAUUGAAGGGAUGUUUUUAUUGCAAUUUUGACUUUGGUUUAUUUGUACGAAUUCAAGUAAACGAUGUUGACCGAACAAAGCUACGAAUGCAAUAAAAACCAAACAUACUUUAGGUUAUCUAAAUUAAUCAUGUUGUUUCUUUUUCCCCGAGUUUAACAAUUGUUGUUUGCGGUAAUAUUAACACGUCAACAAGAUAUCUCAGUUAAUAGCGCUUCAAGGUCGUAGUACUGGGGUAGUGAUUACGAACAGUCUCAAGUCUGAGUUCAGACUCAAGACUCAUUAUUUGUUAUUAUCUUAUUUUAUUUUAUUUUAACUAUUAUUUUUAUUAUUGUUUGGUAUUCCAUUCGUAUAAAAUGUUACCAUGGUUACUCAGAGCUGCUAAUGAAUAUUAGGCUCCGCCUAUUGUCUAAUGUUAUUCUUAUUACUGCUGCAGGCUUUUGUACAUAGCAGAGUUGUGAUAACUAUCAUGAGAUGUAUA